AUGAGGAAAAUACCGAAAAAGCCUAAAGGAAAAGGCAAAAGAUGGGCAAAAGGACACAGUUGUAGUAGUAACCCUGAAUCAAAAAAAUUUAGGGAAGCUGCUAAAUCAAGAUUUUUUCGACAUGAAGUCGGUUCCAGUGCUCUUACAAUUGGAGCUCUCAAAACGUUAGAUGCGUUUAAUAAUAGAAAACCUGAAAAGAAAACUUCAACUAUUGAUGGUGAAUCAAUGGAAACAAGUACUGUUGAUUCCUGGACAUCAGCAAAAACCUUUAAAACUUUUGCCAGCGACUGGAGUAAUUGCUCUAACAUGUCAUUUAAUAGGUUACUAAAUAAAUUUGAACCGAAUUCAUUUCUACAUAAGGAAAUGUUAGCAGUUCUGGCAGCAGUUACGGAAGUCAUUAAAGCAGAAGGUGGUAAAGAAUCAUCAACAGAGUAUUUUGCAGCUUUGAUUACAACUCUGGGAGUCACCGAAGCUGAAGAAACUGUAGCUGCUAUUUUAUCUCUACUUGCUAUGGGAAUUAAAUCAGUACCAAGUGAAGUUCUUAAAGUUAAAUUUUCUGAAACGUCAAAAAUAUUUCUAGACCUUAUGGCAAAAUAUUCUGAAGUUGAAAAUCCUGUUAUUUUGAGAACAGUUAUCGGUUGUUUAUCAGUCAGUUUAAGAGCUCAAGAUCCAGGAGUUUGGUCUUAUCCAUCCACCCAUCAAAUUUUUCAUUCAGUUUUAAUUUUUUCAACUCAUUCAAAGCCAAAGGUUAGAAAAGCAGGUCAACAUGCUGUGUGUGCAAUUUUAAAAGCAUCUGCUCAUUUUACCGGGGAUAAGUGUCAUCCGGCAGCUGAAACUACGGCUAAAUACUGCUUAGAACAAUUAGAAAGUGGUUUAGUUUCAGGAGGGAACACAAUUAUACUUCACAUUUUGACAUUGUUAAAAGAAGUUAUAGGUUGCUUUUCUAGGCAUUACAUAAAGUCAACUUGUGAAACUCUGCUAAAAUUAAUGACUUUGGGUACACCAAUAGUAACCUCUUGCAGUUUAGAAGUUCUUCAUAAUUUGUUCAUAUCUGCGCUUCCUACACGUUUCGACUCGGUUUUGAAUGCCAAGUUACUAAAUGCACUUUAUGAUUAUCAACCAUCAACCAACGAUACUCAAGCUACUGUAGCAUGGUUGACUGUUAUGCAAGAAGCUCACAAAGCAUUAGCAAAGACAGAUGCUUUGCUCUGUGGUGAAAACUUGGGAAAGUUUUUUGUUACUGCUACAAAUUUAUGGUUAUGUGAUAAAGCGUAUAUUUUACAAGGAGCCACUACUUGCCUUCGAACUGUCGCAAUGGAUUGUUUAAAAGCUUGUAAGAAUUCUGUCAGGUAUUCUCAAAUUUGUCAAAAUGUUUUUACAGUAGUGGAAAACUGUCUUAAAUAUCAAUUUAACAAUGCCUGGGUUCAAGUUUUCACUUUACUCGGUGUAUUAUACGAGGUUAUUGGAAAAGAUGGAGAAGAAUACAUUGGAAACUCUUUAAGAACAUUAGGAAACUUGAGAGAAUCGUUUAACUUUUUGUAUGUGUCAGAAUUGGAUUACACGAUAGGUAAAGCGAUUAGAUCUUUGGGUCCAGAAAUGGUUUUGAAAUAUAUUCCUAUUGUUAUCACGGGAGAAGAAGUAAAUUUCGAAUUCAAAACGUGUUGGUUGUUGCCAAUUUUAAAAGAUAACAUUCAAGCAUCGAGUCUUAAAUUUUUCAGCGAAUAUUUUCUUCCAAUGGCUUUGAUAUGCGAUAAGAAAUCUAAAGAAUUGAACGAGAGAAACGAAAAAAUUGGAGGACACAGUUAUGAUUUAUUACAACUUCAAAUCUGGUCUCUUCUCCCUGCUUUUUGCAACGGAUCCGAUGACGUAAAGGAAAAUUUUAAAAUCAUUGCUAGAAUUAUUGGAAAUGUGAUUGAGGAGAAAAAACACGUUCGAAUUCACGGGAUGGCGGGUUUAAGAAAACUAAUCACGCGAAAUCAAAUGCUCAAAAAUGAAGAAAAUUUAAAGGAAUUAAGUAAAUAUGCAAAAAAUUAUCUUCCCAUUUUAUUUAAUUUUUACGUGAAGAAACCCAUCGGUACUGACGAAUGCGGAGAACGUUUAGCAGCUUACCAAACGAUUGGGGUUUAUUUGUCGAUAACCAACAGGGAUCAAUGCGGUGAAAUCUACGAUAAAACAUUAAAGAAAAUGGAAGAAUUGGAAAAAGAGGAGGUUUUCAUUAAAGAUUCAUUAAUGGAUAUUCUCAAGUUAUUAAUUCCUUAUCAAAAUAAUGAUAGAUUAGAUGUGACGUAUCAAAUGUGUAUAAAAUCGUUAGAAGAAGCGAAAUCUAAAAAAGAAGAAAAAAAAUUUUAUAGGCUACUAGAAGUUAUCAUAUCGUCCGAUUCCGAAACGUGCAAAAAAUUUACGGAGGAAAAAAGAAAGGAAAUGUUUUCGUUCGUGUUAAAAUCGAUAAAAAAUGCCAAAGCUCCGAAUAGGGGAGCACGUUUAAGGUGCAUAUAUCAUUUGAUUAAAAAUUUACCCAAGAAUCAAUACAACACGAUAAAAGCCGUCGUUCCGGAAGCGAUAAUUUGUUGCAAAGACAUAAACAAAAACACGAGGCUCAUAGCUUUCCGUUUAUUGGAAGAAAUGUUUUACAUCAGCAAGUCGUGGUCUAGCAAAACGCAGGAAGAAACGAUAAAAUAUUACAUAUCGGUGAUAAUCGGUGGACUCGCGGGUACUCCGACUCUGACAAGUGCCACGAUAUUGGCCCUGGGAAAAAUGACUCGGGUUUUAAAAUCCGACAUGGGAACGGACAUGAUGGAAACGAUUUUACAAAAUGUCUGCCUACUGAGCAGUCUUCCCGACCGGGAAAUUGUCGGCUCCGCUUUGGAUUACGUUAAAAUAUUUUUGACGUCUUUUCAAAAGGAUCAUGUUUUACCCUACGUUCCCACGAUGGUUGGUGCGAUUGUGUCCAUGGUGGACGACUGCAAAAAUCAUUUUCGACUGAAAACCAGAGACAUUUUGGAUAGACUCAUAAGAAAAUUUGGUUACGAUAUAAUUCGAUCGUUAAUACCGGGAGAAGAUGUUAUUUUGCAGAGAAGAUUGAAAAAUUUAAAAAGGAUUAACAUGAAGAAAAAAUCAAAUAAUAAAAUUGACAAGGAAGAAAAUGAUGAUGAUUUCCCCGAGGAAUUUUCUGCGAAAGCCAAACCUAAAAGCAUCGAUGAAAUAUUGGCAUCGAGUGACGAAUCAGAAGAUGAAGAAGAAGAAGAAAAGAAACAAAAUGGUCAAAAGAAGAAGAAGAAGAAGAAGAGAAAAGAUGAAUCCGAUUUGUUUAUUCAAGAAGAUGCCGAUAAUAUUGUCGACUUUAUUUCUCCAUCGGCUUCCAGUAAAAUAUCGGGAGUUCGACCGGAUAAGGAAACAAAUAAAAAAGAAAAGAAAAAGAGCGAUAUUAAAUUUACGCAAGAUGGGAGAAUGAUUAUAACCGAAGAUAUGUUGGACAAAGAAAACGAUAGGUUUUCCGUCGGUGAUGAUGAUGAUGAUGAGGACGAGGACGACGAUGAUGAUGACGAUGGUCGGUCCUACGUGGAUAACCUUUCGAAUAAAUUAGAAAAUGUCAUGUUGGGAAGAAAACGUAAAUUGAGUCUUUCAUCCGAAGUUCCAAACAAGUACCAAGCUGGAGGAUCAGGUAUUCACAGACCGAUUCACGUCGAAGGCAACAGCACGACAAAAUUGAUAAAAAUGAAGAAAAAUAAAAAAAAAUUAAAUAAAAAUCAAUUGCCCAAUUUGAAAACGGGAAAAGAAUAUCGGGCGAGAAAAGCAAAGGGAGACGUUAAAUUGAGGGGAAAACCCGAUCCGUACGCUUAUAUUCCCCUAUCCAGGAAAUUGUUGAACAGGAGGCAAAAAAUGAACAACAUUGUUAAAUCUGCUAUAAGAGGUGCUAAAAUAGGUUCGAAAUUAAAAAUGAAAAGAAAGAAAAAAUAG
Pediculus humanus corporis (human body louse) is the source of this 3957-nucleotide messenger RNA. RefSeq lists its product as uncharacterized. Bases 1 to 3957 code for a protein of 1318 amino acids. The transcript has 18 exons. The record is from RefSeq and is a predicted model, not a curated record. NCBI's taxonomy places the organism in Eukaryota, Metazoa, Arthropoda, Insecta, Psocodea, Pediculidae.